GGGCCCCGCCCCGCGCUCCCGCCGCCGCCGCCCGCAGCCGCCGCGGCCCCCAGGCCCGCCCGCGCCGGGGGAGGAUGGUGGCGGCCCGGGGAGCUGCCGCCCGCCGCGGAGCGCUGCUGCUGCUGCUCGCCGCCCUCGGGGCCAGCCGCCUGCGCCUCGCCCGUGCCGCAGCCUCGUGUCCCCGGAGCCUGGACUGUGUCCUACAGCGCCGGGAGUUCUGCCCACCGGGGUCGGGUGCCUGCGGCCCCUGCCUGCCCACCUUCCAGGAGGACGACCACGGGCGAUGCGUCCAGAAGCAGCGGUGGACGUCUGUUUCCAGCUUGGAGAAAGAAAUCGAUUUUCUGGUGGAUGUACUGGCCAGGCAAGAGGCUUCUCGCCCCCACCCACAGCAGGAUGGCAAGUCCAGGACCACCGUGGUCCCUGCUGGCAGCAGACAGCACAUGGCCAGCGGGCUGAGAGAGGGACUUCUGCAGCGGGGUCCCACCAGCAGCAAGGCAGCUGCCACCCUCCUCACCUCCACCACCGCCACGGUCCAGAAGUACCCGGUGGAGGCAUCCCCCAUCCCUUCAAAUGACGAUGUGGUGCUCGGGCUGAUCGUGGUGUGCACAGUGGCUGGGGUCUCAGCGCUGAUUGUGGCUGCAAUCUGCUGGUGCAUACUGCAGAAGGAGGUCAGGCUGGCACAGAAAGCAGACUACUCAGCACAGCGAGCAGCUAGCCCCCUGCCCUACGACAAGAUCUCGCCUGGGGACAAGACGCUGGCUCAGAGCGCCCAGAUGUACCACUACCAGCACCAAAAGCAGCAGAUGCUCUCCAUGGAGAAGCAUAAAGAGGAGCCCAAGCUGCCGGACUCGGCGUCGUCCGACGAGGAGAAUGAGGAUGGAGACUUUACUGUGUACGAGUGCCCCGGGCUGGCUCCGACUGGAGAAAUGGAAGUGAGGAACCCGCUGUUUGAUGACUCCUCCUUACACCCCUCCAACCCCAAGACGCACCAGUAACACCCCUCCUCUCCUCUGCCCGAGCUCGCUACAGACUGUAUGCCCAACGCCGAAGCCUGGUGGGGCAGCCGCGCCGGAGGGGCACCUGCAGCCAGGCAAAGGGGCGCAGACCCCACUCUGCCAGACUGUUCGACGCCUGCCCAAUAAACACCCACUAACAGCUAUUGGGAGGGGGGGAUCGCCCCCCGUUUCCAGCGUCCUUGUCCUCUUUGCUGCUGUGAUUGCGUCCCUGCCUUGCUCUUCGCUCACUGCUCUCGGGGACACGCCAGCCCCACGGGGGGGUUUGCCACUGCUUGGCACAGAAACUGGGGGGCACAGUGGUGUCUCUUUGCAUUUGGCUUUGAGGACGGGGCUGCUGCCCUGGCUGUGGCUGGGCUGAUGUGACAGCAGCUGGGAAAGGGCUUGGAGAGAGGGUCAGAGAGCGGGAGAGGGGCCAGGGGCAUCUAGGCAUGCUCAUGUCUCCAGGGGAAGGUGUCAGGGCUGCCAGCCUGCCCAGAGCCCCUCUUCUAGGGAUGGAGGCUCUCCCUGGAGUGGGGUGGCAUUGAUAAAGGCUCUGGUGCCUGGUCUGCUCCCUCCUCCCCAGCCCAGCCAGCCCCUGGCAGCAGAGUCCCACUCCAGGAGCCAAGGGCAGGAGCAGGAGCUGGCUCAGGCAGGCACUGGCAUUGCUCCCUGGGAUGCACCUUCAGAUGCCACCCUGUGCCAUGCCUGGCCAGGAGCAGAGGCUCUGCACUGGCUCCAUCCCCUUCUAGGGGUGCUGGUCCUUGGAGGCCCAGAGGCACAGACAGUCCCAGUGCCGCUGUGGCCUGGGACCCUGUGCUGGGCUGGGCUGGCGGAGGAGUUCCUCACAGCAAGCCCUGGGUACCAGCUGGGCUCUUGCCCCAGGCCUCCAUGGGUGAAAGCUCAGAAAAAGGGUUCAGGGUGUUGUUUUUAAGCCCGUGUGGCUGUGGGGGAGGAAGGAGCAAGACUGGCGUGGACUUGGGAGGCUGGGAGGGGUAGCCAAGGCACAGUGGCUUUGCUGUGCUGCUUCUCUGCCCCAUGGAGCCCAUGCCUUUGCAGCAUCCCUGUGGAGCCUGGUCCCGUGCUCUCUCCAGGCAUCCCUCUGCGGCAGAGGCACUCUCCACCGUUCCAUCCUAGGCACCUCCUGGGCUUCAGAGACCCCCUGCACGCCUCCGCUGCCCACAUCUGCAUCUGGGCUCACCAGCCCCUACUUACAAGUCCUUGCUCAGAGCCCGGUGCUGUCCCCCAAAGCCUCCCUGGUGCGUCGCCCGUGACCCCGCCAGCGUAAGGCUCAGCACAGGUUUUGGGUUGCUUUUCACAGAUGUGGCUUCAUGUCCAGACCCUGGUGUGGACUGUCACGGCCACGGGUCACCUGUUGUGUUGUGCACAGGUGGUGUCUUGCACAGGGGUGGCCUCUUGCAUACAUGGGAGCUGUUGCACAUACAGGAGCCAUCAUUGCACGCUCAGGAGCCGUUGCACGUGCAGGCAGGCACAUGCAGGGCAGGCAGCAGUGGCAGGGCUGUGCCCAUGAGCAGUGAUGGUGUGGAACCAUCCCCAGUGGGGUCACUGGCAGGGGCCGUCACUGCACCGAUCCUUUCCCCGCACCCUGCUCCCCUCCCCGUGGGCUGCUGCCCUUCUCCCUGCACCUCUCAUUGUUGUAUGGACUGUAGUUCUUUUAAAAGGAGAUUUUAUUAAACGACCAUGUUUGAGACCCA
Molecule: messenger RNA, 2707 nt
Organism: Falco peregrinus (peregrine falcon)
Lineage: Eukaryota; Metazoa; Chordata; Aves; Falconiformes; Falconidae
Gene: NPDC1
Product: neural proliferation, differentiation and control 1
Exons: 9
Coding region: 75-995 (306 amino acids)
Cellular component (GO): membrane
Source: RefSeq, a predicted model, not a curated record